Molecule: messenger RNA, 2721 nt
Organism: Linum trigynum
Lineage: Eukaryota; Viridiplantae; Streptophyta; Magnoliopsida; Malpighiales; Linaceae
Source: the annotation of a GenBank genome assembly
GGGAUUUGUUUGUCAUCCAGUGAAAGAUCAAUGACUAAAUUCAAUAUUUUCCCUAUCUCUUCCAUUUCAGUUCAGUUGAUAAGAUACUUCUCUAGUUCGCUUCCUCUCUAAAGCUCUGAGAAAACAGAGCAGCAGCAGAAAUGGCGUAUAAUCUCUGCGCUUCGGCUUCUUCUCUCUAUCAACCGCUCUGGAAUUCGCUCUCUUCUCCGUCCCGAGACCCUAAAACAAAGCCCUCAACCUAUUAUUUCACAAAGCUUCCAACUUUCCCGCCUCAAUUGAAGCCUUCUUCGCUCCUGCAGCUCACCACCACCCAUGUCUCUCUACGCGACUCUGUCCCGCAGCAAUCCGCAAAGGAGGAGGAAAAUGUCAGGGACCCAAUUGGAAAAGAAGCUGGGACUUCGUCAAAAUCCUACGUCUGGGUGAAUCCCAGAAGCGCCAAAGCUUCCGAGCUCCGCAGAAAGUCAUACGAUGCUAGGUAUUCUUCUCUCGUUAAAGCCUCCGAGGAUUUGAAUUCGUGCGAGGCGAGCGUGGAGGAAGUUUCGAGAGUUUUGAAUGGGCUAGGACAUAAUUUGUUGGAGCAGGAUGCGGUGGUUGUGGUCAAUAACAUGACGAACCCUGCAGCGGCUUUGCUUGCGAUGAGGUAUUUUAGGGAUAAGCUGAAGUUCAACCGGGAGGAGGUUAUGUAUAAUGUGACGAUGAAGGUGUUGAGGAAGUGUAGGAAGAUGAGUGAAGCCGAGGAACUGUUUGAUGAAAUGCUUCAGAGAGGGGUGAAGCCGGAUAAUGUCACGUUUUCGACAGUGAUUAGCUGUGCAAGGAUGUGUAAUUUGCCUGAGAAGGCAGUGGAGUGGUUUGAGAAGAUGUCGAGCUUCGGUAUUACACCGGAUGAUGUUACUUAUUCCACAAUGAUUGAUGCUUAUGGCCGAGCUGGCAAUGUGGAAAAAGCUUUGAACUUGUAUGAUCGUGCUCGAGCAGAGAAGUGGAGACUUGAUGCUGUGACAUUUUCAACAUUGAUCAAGAUUUAUGGUAUUUCCGGGAACUAUGAUGGAUGCUUGAAUGUUUACGAGGAAAUGAAGGCUCUUGGCGUUAAACCAAACGUGGUUACCUUGAAUACUUUGCUGGAUGCCAUGGGUAGAGCCAAGAGACCUUGGAAGGCCAAGAUAAUCUACAAGGAGAUGAUCGAUUCUGGACUUACCCCAACAUUUGCGACCUAUGCAGCUCUCCUGCGUGCUUAUGGUAGAGCUCGAUAUGGAGAGGAUGCUCUCGUCGUGUACAGAGAGAUGAAGGAGAAAUCCAUGGAGUUGAAUGUAGUUCUCUACAAUACUUUAUUGUCAAUGUGUGCUGAUCUUGGUUAUGUCGAUGAAGCUUCCAGGAUUUUCGAGGACAUGAAGAGCUGUAAAGUGGAGCCCGAUAGUUGGACAUUCUCAUCUUUAAUCACCAUAUUCUCAUGCAGUGGCAGAGUGUCUGAGGCAGAGAAUGCUUUGAAUGCAAUGGUGGAAGCUGGUUUCGAGCCUAAUCUUUUUGUUCUAACCUCAAUGAUCCAGUGCUAUGGUAAAGCUCAGCAAAGUGAUGAUGUCGUCAAGACCUUUAACCGUCUCCUCGAGUUAGGAAUUACUCCAGACGACAGGUUCUGUGGGUGCCUUCUGAAUGUGGUUACUCAAACUCCAGUGGAAGAGCUCGGUAAGCUUGUUCAAUGUGUCGAGAAGGGUAACCCCAAGCUUGGUUCUGUGGUCAAACUUCUGGUACAAGAUAACCAUGAGGGUAACUUCAAGGAGCAAGCAGCUGAGCUUUUUACCUCGGUUGCUGCUGAUGUGAAAAAGGCUUACUGCAACUGCCUAAUUGAUCUCUGUGUGAAUCUCAACUCGUUGGAGAGAGCUUGCGAGUUGCUGGACUUAGGACUAACACUGGACAUCUAUACAGACAUACAGUCGAAGUCCCCAACUCAGUGGUCCCUAUACUUGAAGAGUCUAUCACUUGGGGCAGCUCUAACUGCACUACAUGUUUGGAUAAACGACUUGACCAAAGCAGUGGAAUCUGGAGAAGUGCUACCGCCAGUACUAGGAAUAAAUACUGGGCAUGGGAAGCACAAGUACUCAGACAAGGGGUUAGCUAGUGUGUUUGAGUCUCACUUGAAGGAGCUGAAUGCUCCGUUUCAUGAAGCUCCUGAUAAAGUUGGUUGGUUUUUAACAACCAAGGUUGCUGCUGAAGCUUGGUUGGAAGCCAGAAAAGAAGCUGAAGUGGUAGCUGCUGUCUAGGCAUUAGCAUUCGUCACUAAAGCUAACUCGGUUGCUAUGAUUCCCGACUGGUAUGUUCAUGAUUACCUUACCUUUCUAGGUAGAGCUCUUUUUCUCCUUUUUGUACCUUUAUAGAGACGGCAUUUAUAUAUAUACAGAUUAUAAUUGGAGUUUGCUAUGAUGAUGACCCAGUUGACAUCCUAAGGAAUUGGAGAUGCCAUAACAGUUUUGUGGAUUCCAUGACUACUCCAUUUUGUAUGGUUGUCUCUUAGUUGUUCCUUACAUUAUUGAAAGAAGGCUUUUUCAUUGACUUAUUUGUUGGUGAAGGCAUUAGAAAAGGCUUUCCGAGUUUGAAAGUAAAACCCUUUUUUAUUUGGGAGAAAUUAUGCUUAGGAACGUGGGAGUGGCACAGACCUUCUUGACUUUAUGUCUCUAAAAUGGGGUUCCAAAACAUUUAACAACUAAUAAACAAUAAACUUGGUCAUGGGUA